This is a messenger RNA of Acyrthosiphon pisum (pea aphid), 1074 nucleotides long. RefSeq lists its product as uncharacterized. NCBI's taxonomy places the organism in Eukaryota, Metazoa, Arthropoda, Insecta, Hemiptera, Aphididae. The coding region runs from base 1 to 1074 and encodes 357 amino acids. The record is from RefSeq and is a predicted model, not a curated record. The transcript is spliced from 4 exons. Gene Ontology annotation, molecular function: protein dimerization activity.
AUGAAUAUAGACAUAAAAAACUGUCGUGGUCAAGCAUAUGAUAAUGCUUCAAAUAUGUCUGGCAUGUAUAAUGGUUUGCAAUCACAAAUUAAACAAUAUUCUUCUAAUGCUGAGUUUAUCCCUUGUUCAGCUCAUUCUCUGAACUUGGUCGGGUCAAAUGCAGCAGAAUAUAAUACAAAUUGUACACAACCAACUCAUCUUAAAAAAUUAUGUACUACACGGUGGUCUUCCAGGUACGACGUAUGCAUAGCUCUUUUACGUGGAUAUGACAAGAUAAAGGAUGCUUUAGUAACUAUUUCAAAUGAUGAUUUACAGAAAAAAGAAACAAAACAUGAAGCAUUGUCAAUUUUAAAGAAAAUAUCCACUUUAGAAUUUGCUUUUAUGAUCUGUAUGUGGACUCCUAUUCUUAAACGUUUUAAUGCUACCAGUCUUACAUUACAAUCUGUAUCAAUAGAUUUAUCUACUGUUGUAAAACUAUACGAAUCAUUAGAAUCGUAUGUAAAAGAAGUUAGAAAUAAUUUUAAUCAGUAUUUAUUAGAAUCACAGCAGUUGUGUGGAAAAGUGGAUUUUUCAACAAAAUCUUCCAGAACUAAAAAACGGGUUUUAUUUGCAGAUGAAACAUCAUCAAAAGGAGUUGUUCAUGAAGGAUCUGAAAAAAUGAAAAACGAAGUGUUUCUAAAAGAAAACACAGAAAAUAUUAAAAUCCACGCAGAAAAACUUAUUGAUAUUUAUCCUGAUGAUAUUGAAAACGAUUUCAUAGAAGAAGUAAUACAAUUUAAAGAUAUAAUUUGUAACUUUUCUGCUGAAAACAAGUCAUCUGUACUUAACAUGUUAAAAGCUCUCAUACAAUCUCAGCUUUCUUCAACAUUCCCAAAUGUUGAAAUAGCUCUAAGAAUUUUUUGCUCUCUUCCAUGCUCAAAUGUCACUGGAGAACGUUCUUUCUCAGUUCUGAAAAGAGUGAAAAAUUACCUUAGAUCAUCGUUAUCUAAUGAAAAACUUUCGGCACUAUCCAUAUUGAAAAUUGUAGCAAAGAGGCGUUACAUUUAUUUUGCCCCCGGCGUCUUUAACUCUUAA